Oppiella nova is the source of this 1857-nucleotide messenger RNA. Lineage: Eukaryota; Metazoa; Arthropoda; Arachnida; Sarcoptiformes; Oppiidae. The record is from the annotation of a GenBank genome assembly.
UUGACAUCCAUUUCCAAACCAUACCUACUGUUCAUCGAUGAGCCCACCACUGGUCUCGACACACAUGCGGCACAAGUCGUCAUCCAAUGUCUGAAACAACUGUCCCGUAAACACAACAUAUCAGUCAUCGUUAGCAUCCAUCAGCCGAACAACGAUUUGUUUCAUAUGUUUGACAACAUCUAUGUGUUGGCCAAAGGAGGCCAUUGUCUCUACGAUGGAGUUCCCCUGCAAUUGAGACAACAUCUCAUUGAUUGCGACAUAACUGUCAGUGAAAAUGAAGUGCCGAUUGAAGUGUUGAUUAAAUUGAGUUUCAAUGGACGAGAGGACAUGGAUGUGAAGCGAUUGUGCGACAAGAAUAAGGAAUUGACAGUAAAUACAGAGAAUAUGAUUGCAAUGAACGCCGGAAUCACUACUAAUAACAAGAAUUUCUAUUUCGUUGAUAUGUUUAACUUAUUCAUCAGAUUUUUUCACUACACAUAUGUCUCGCAAUGGAAAGCAUUUGUCAAACAAUUAGUGAUUUUAAUAGCAAUGACUUUAUGUUUAGUAAAAUGUUUGGACGAAAAUGCGUACAAAACUGAAGGAUGUCUUCAUUUGAAUGCAACGAUUGACUCAUCGAAACAGAGUUGCAUUGAAAGGGAGUCCGAAAAAUCCAUAUUAACUCAAACCCAAUAUUUCUUGUUUUUAUUAUCAUUGCUCGCAAAUGUGUUUCAAGUAAUAAUUAUAUCAAACAAUAUGACCCGGGAUUUUAAGAUAUUUGUAGCGGAACACCAAAAUGAUGCCCGACCAAUGAAAAACUGUAUUAAAAUAUUGGAUAAUAUUUGCGGAAAGUUUUACAACAAUUCACUCAACGCUCUGAUGGGACCGUCCGGUGCGGGAAAGACUACUUUAUUGAAGUGUCUGAACGGACAGAGUAUGAGUGGAUUGAGCGACGAGUCGAGGAUUUGUGUGAAAAGCGGAGGAUUUCGGACGUGUUUUAUACAACAGGAUGUUUGCCAACACUUAUUACGGGGUUUGACUGUCAGACAGACUCUGGUCUACGCCUCGCGACUGAAGAACUCGCGAAUUAGCGCUCAUUUGGAUCACCGGAUGAUAGCCUCGGAGUUGAUGUCUUCGCUGGUGAUCAGCGAUACGGCGGACAAUAGGGUCGAGACGUGUAGUGGCGGCGAACGCAAGAGGAUUGUCAUCGCCUGCGAACUCACGGCUCAUAUAAAGCCUAAAAUGCUAUGUAUUGACGAACCGACCUCUGGUUUGGACAGUAGUGCCGCUCUAGUGGUGAUUAACUGUUUAAAAGUGUUGUCCCGAAGACAUGGGAUGACUAUCAUAGCAUCCAUUCAUCAGCCAAACAACGAUUUGUUUCAUAUGUUUGACAACAUCUAUGUGUUGGCCAAAGGAGGCCAUUGUCUAUACGAUGGAGUUCCCCUGCAAUUGAAACAACACCUCAUUGACUGCGAAAAUUUAUUGACUGAAUAUGACGUCCCCAUUGAAGUGAUGCUCAAAAUAGGCUCAUCCGAUGAUAAACAAAGUUCUUGUUUCCAAAAACUGUUUGAAAAACAAAAGGCCAAACAUUCAGACAAUAAAAUCAUUGCGGAAAACAUGCGAUUAGUUUACGGCAAACAAAACCUCACAAAAAGAUUCAGUUUUCGUGACUUUUAUUACCUAUUGAUGCGGUCUAUGAUCUACUCAUACAUCAGUCAAUGGCGAAUAUCAUUAAGCCAGAUGGUUGUGAAUCCAUUGGAUACAGUUCCGAUUGUGAUCAAAUGGAAAUGGAUAUUCAAAAUGAAUAACAUCAAGUACAUAAUAGGGGGAGAGAUAAAGCUCUUUCUGGCCCUGACUUUUUGGUACACUGGCACAUUGAAA